This is a messenger RNA of Galendromus occidentalis (western predatory mite), 1299 nucleotides long. It is a transcript of the gene Rpe, whose product is annotated as ribulose-phosphate 3-epimerase. The transcript is spliced from 4 exons. Lineage: Eukaryota; Metazoa; Arthropoda; Arachnida; Mesostigmata; Phytoseiidae. Gene Ontology annotation, molecular function: D-ribulose-phosphate 3-epimerase activity. The record is from RefSeq and is a predicted model, not a curated record. Gene Ontology annotation, biological process: carbohydrate metabolic process; pentose-phosphate shunt. The coding region runs from base 496 to 1173 and encodes 225 amino acids.
UGAUCGCGGUCCGCAGGCUGCGCGAGAGAUCGGUUCGAGAUUAAGCAUCGGACCUCCUCAGGAGCCUCAUUGCCACGGUAGUUUUGACCUCUUUUCCGUUCCCCCUCUUCGUCCCAACCCGGGCAUAUCCAACCGUGGCAGCCUUGGCGCAUCCCAAUGUAUCAGGCAGAAUUUUCUUAACUUUCUGAUUGAGCUCACUGUAGACAGCCCACCCUGCUCCGGCGAAAUCCUGCGUUUGACAGAUCAGCAUGAAUCCCGCUGAUCUCGAGCUCACGUGGGGAGUCUUUCGGAGCUCCACCCGAGUUACGGGGUUUUUCUGGGUCUCCGGGAAUGUCCUUAUGUUGACUUUGUGAUACGACACAUUUUCAAGUAUCUCCCGGAUAGUUCCUAAGCCUCCAAGCCGUAGCCAGGAACCUGGCAAGCCGUCGUGGUUCUAGUUCCCCGUCCGGAAGAUUCUGUCCAAUAAGACUGAUUGACUCAUACUCGACGGCAUUCAUGCAGAUGUCGUGCGGCAAGAUUAGAUGCAAGAUCGGUCCCUCGAUACUGAAUUCUGAUCUCUCGUCGCUCCACGAGGAAUCUCAGAAGCUUUUGAGUUGCGGUGCGGAUUACCUACAUUUGGACGUCAUGGACGGCCACUUCGUGCCGAAUCUCACCUUCGGUCAUCCCGUCGUCAAAUGUCUCCGCUCGAGAAUACCGAAGGCUUUCUUUGACAUGCAUAUGAUGGUCGCCCGUCCGGAGCAAUGGGUGGAACCCAUGGCCGACGCCGGAGCGGAUCAGUACACUUUUCAUUUGGAGGCAACGGAUGAUGCAAGCACUCUCAUCAGGAAAAUCAAGGAAGCAGGAAUGAAGGCUGGUGUAGGAAUAAAACCCGGGACGCCUGUCGAGCUCCUCUCGGCCGUCUUGCCGGAAGUAGACAUGGCGCUCAUUAUGACUGUCGAGCCCGGUUUCGGUGGUCAGAGUUUCAUGGGCGACAUGAUGCCGAAGGUUGAAUACAUCCGGAGGAAUUUCCCCCAACUCGAUAUCGAGGUCGACGGCGGCGUCGGGUUAGCCACAAUCGAGGCUUGCGCUAAAGCCGGAGCCAACAUGAUCGUAUCUGGCACUGCUAUCACCAAGAGUCACCAGCCGAAGGAAGUCAUCGAUCAACUCAGAUCCACCGUUGUGAAAUACUUGUGAUAUGAUCAAUUCCCUUCCUAGACCGAACGUUUUAUGAGAGUGCACUUGGCAUCGACCGCUCGAUUGGGACAAGCGCCGAGCCGGUGCAAUAAAUUCGGAUGGACGAGGCUAUUUUUCGAACGAAAA